Messenger RNA from Prorocentrum cordatum, 1389 nucleotides. Lineage: Eukaryota; Dinophyceae; Prorocentrales; Prorocentraceae. The record is from the annotation of a GenBank genome assembly.
GACGCUGCGCCUGCCCCCGCGAUCGGCACGCAGGACGAGGCGACGCUACCUGAUGCCUUGCCGCGCCCGACCUUCAGCGAGGCGACGCUACCUGAUGCCUUGCCGCCUCCGACCUUCAGCGAUGCGACGCUACCUGAUGCCUUGCCGCCUCCGACCGCCAGCCAGCUGCAGAGUAUGGUCGAUGCCGCUGCUCUUGCUGUUCACGGCGCAGGCUCGCAGCCGCCGAGCGCGGUGGCGUCCGAGGAGCAGGCGACUCAGCCCGCUGGCCCCCCCAUCGCCAACGGCGACAGCGGCGACACCCUCGACCAGCAGCAUGAGACACCAGCCAUGGACAUGGAGCUUGAGGAGUCGCUCGGCUCGCUGGAGAGCCUGAGCACUGAGAUCUGCAGGGAGGCGGCGGAGGCGACCAAGGCGACGCAGGCGAUCUCGAAGCUCAUCCAGGGGUUGGAGGCAUCGAUCAAGAACGGGGUCCCAGCACGGACGCCAGAGUAUUCUCAGUUCUGCAGAGCCCUCGACGAAGAUGAAGACCUGCAGAAUCGAUACUCCGCAUGCCAAGGUCGGACCUCGAAAGCAGCUUUUAGGGAGGACUGGGCCAAGAAGAAAGUUCAGGUGCUCAACGAAAAAGUAUCCCAGAAACAAGUGUCCUCGGAAAUCGACUGGCAGCACACGCACAUGCGGAGCUUGGCUCAGAUUGCCGACAAGGAGAAGGACCAGCAGGUGGCGCUCAACAUCGCCAAGACGUGCGUGAAGUUAGGGCCCCCCUUCAUCAAGUGGGACCCCUCGGGCAAGGUGUGGAGGUUCGCCCACGCCGAGGAAGGCUUCACCGAGAAGCUGGAGAAGGCCUGGCAGGUCAAGCAGGACCUCGAGUCCGACGGCUCGCCGAUGAAGCCCGCGGGCGGCGGCGGCGGGGGGGAAGGGCCGCCUCCGAAGAAGCCCCGCAAGGACAAGGGGAAGAGCAAGGACACGACCAGUGCACCUGAGCCGCCAAUCGAGAACUCAAAUCCCGAGGACGUGAGCAAGGUGCAGCUUCAACAGGCCGACAAGGACUGCAAGGAUAUCCUCGACAUGUACCGCACUGCCACGUCGAAAGCAUCCUCCAUCAUUGAAGUGAUUAACAAGAAUGACGAGGAGUGGAAGUGGCUCCAGAAGGAUAGCCCCUUGGCGACCAACUUGCAGAAGAGCUACGACACGAGCAAGACCUCUGCACCUGGCAUCCUUAAGAGCCUCCUCUUCGGCAAGACCAUUGCGAAGGUCAAGAAGGACCUGGGCAAGAAGCAGUACGUUGCCGAGGCCACUUCCAUGCGCACUACCAUGAGCCCGCUGCUCCAGAAGCUGGCCACGGAGGCCGACGGGCUGAACACGAUGCACGCGAACAGGCCGAGAGACUGA